CCCUCCUGUAAGCUCGCUGUUUCGAGUUGUUAAAUCACGUUAAAUACAAUUGACGGGCCUUCGAAGGCUUUUCUCUUCGCGCUGUUUUGUUUCCAUAAAUAACCCUACCUAGACAUUGAUUUCUUUUGGCUAUACCAACUCAAGUCCUCAAGGUACUUUUUCACGAAAGCGAAACUUGCAGUUAAAAGAAAACAUCGAGAUCUUCAAAACGAAGGUGGACUCGUAAGGAAAUCGUAGCUAUAAAAUAGCAAUAGAUAAAUCUUUUGAAGUCGAAUAAUUUCCUAAGUAUAACUGAAGCGGUUUAGAAAGAGCCAAUCGUUCGCGAACGACCCAUCACAGGAGACCCUCGGACGGAAACAAGGCAGCGUUGUCAUAACGUUCGCGCAAAGACGCAAAUGUUACUGAACGUUUCACUUCUCGCGCUGUACCGGCAUUCUAAUAACUGAUUGCGUGGAGUGGAUUUUCUCGGUCGACAAUCUUCCAGCUAGUACCAGUUCUCCAACAGGAUCGAAAAUCAAUUCAGGGGAAGACUUGUAAAUGGAAGUUCGUACUGACUCCCUUUGGACAAUUAAGACUUCAUCAGUUCAUGGCAGAAACACUUGCUCCUGAUAUCAUGUAGGAAAGUUGGUACAAAGAACACUCUCCUUACACUCCAUGGAUGAAGGAGCUGACCCGCAGCCACCCCUCCACUGUCUGACCCUGUCCCUCCCCCAAACCCCUUCUCUCUGGCUGUGAGGGUGGGCCCAGUCUGCGUGGAUCUGGAAGUGCAGUGGCCCACAUGCACUGCAAGUACAGCCUGCUUAGCCCAGCAGCAGAGGAGUAUCAUAAGAGACUGCUGCCUUUGCAGAUGGUCUAUGCUCCCAUGGGUGUGUCUGCUGUUUUGGAGGUGCAGAGGGAUGCUCAGCAGCCCUGGGCCUUCCUCUCCUGCCCCCGACGUCCCAAACUGUACAGCUUUCUCUUUGGCUUCACUGUCGUCUUCCUCAUAAUGGCCUCCUACUUCCUAAGCAGUGAGAGGAAGGGGCUGCUCCUCACACCGUCUCCAUACCGUGACGAUCCGUUCGUGAUCCCUGCCACCCUCCCAUUCAAUCUCUCUUCUAUUAGAGAUUACGCCCACAUCAGACAGGUGGUGCACCAAAUCGUGUCCAAGGUGGAAUUUAGUCACAGAAAAUUACCAGAACUGGAUAACCUGGUGCAUAACGAACCACAUUUGUUCUCUGUGAUCCCGCGACACUUCCUACCAGGUCUUAAGAACCCCUGCUGGUAUGAGCAGCUGCAGGGGAAUGUUAGUGCCAAUCCGUACCAGAAGAACCUAUACGCCCGCUAUUCACGACAGUCACACGCUGUCUUUGAUUUCCUGAGGCGGUCAUUCCGGAAACACCUGCAGUUGCACAAGGGGAAGUUCUACCGGAUCCGCUGCCUGCCAUACUUCUAUAUCAUCGGGCAGCCAAAAUGUGGCACUACUGACCUGUACGACCGGCUUCGGCUGCACCCAGAUGUGCGGGUCACAACACUUAAGGAGCCACACUGGUGGACCCGUAAGAGAUUUGGUAUAAUUCGCCCCAGUGAGGGUCUUCAUGCCCGCUAUCCAGUGGAAGACUACCUGGACCUUUUUGACCUACCUGCCCAUCAGAUUCAGGACCAGCUGUUGGCAAACAUCACUGGAGGCUCUGCUCAGUCUACUAUCAUUAUUGGUGAGGCUAGUGCAUCCACUAUGUGGGACAACAACGCAUGGGCCUAUUUCUAUGACAACUCCACAGAGGCAGAGCCUCCCUUUCUGAUCCAGGAUUUCAUUCACGCGCUCCAGCCAGAAGCACAGUUCAUCGCCAUUCUGAGAGACCCUGUUGAAAGAUUGUACUCUGAUUAUCUCUACUUUGGGAUGUCCAACAAGUCUUCAGAGGAUUUCCAUGAGAAGGUGUGGGAAUCACUGCAGCUGUUUGAUGCAUGUCUGCAGGAUUUCAGCAUUCGGGCAUGUGUCUAUAACAGCACAUUCAACAACGCUAUGCCUGUACGGCUGCAGGUGGGGCUGUAUAUCAUGUACAUCCUGGAUUGGUUGUCCGUGUUUGGUAGGGAUCAGCUCCUUGUUCUCAGACUAGAAGACCAUGCUGCAGACAGGAAAGUCUCCAUGCACAAAGUCUUUCAGUUCCUUCAUUUGGGGCCUCUAUCAGAGCAGAAAGAGGCUGAAAUCACUAAGCGUCCAGCAUCUAACACACGGAAGCUAGCAGAUAAGAAUCUGGGCCCAAUGCUUCCACUCACGCGAGAGAUCCUUACCAACUUUUAUGCCCCUUUCAACAGGAAACUCGCAACUGUGCUCCACGAUGACUCUUUUCUCUGGAACAAAAAUUCUUCACACACUUAAUAGACAUGACAUAACCUCAUAAAAACCACUGCCUCCAAUAUCAAACAAAGUCUCUUCAGUGUAAUCAAAUCUGCCUCUCUGAGAAACAGUCAAUUCCCUAGGGGAAACUUAUAAUGUAAAUAAAAUUAUUAUUUUUUUAUGUUAUGGGGCAGGUUUGACCGAGACAAAGGUUCAGUGUUUGCUAUGAGAUUUUUUGAUGGGGUUGAUUUUUAUAUCCACUUGACACCUGCAUAUUUAAGGAAUAUAAGUGAAAGAAACACUUUUUGACAUCCUUUUUACUGGAUGAUAUUUGAGACAAAAAAAGGGAAACACAAGGGUAGUGAGAAGAUUGCUCACUUCUCACCACUUGUAUUGCAUGUACUAGUCUUCCAGACACAGGCAAUGGGUAACAAUCAACAGUGUUUUUGCAACUCAGUUCUCAGGGACCCAUAAAAAAUACACUUCCCAGUUGCCUGUAAGCAAUGUUCUUGUUGUCUUGCUCCAAGUGUGAUGGGAGCUGGAUUAGUGCAAAAACAUGAACUGACUCAGGCCCCUGAGAUCUGGAUUAGAAAACACUGCAUCAGAUCAGUAAUGUAGUUUCUUUGCAGUCUAGCACUCAGACAUGCCCUGAACUAUUUUGUGCUUUCUCCAUUCUAGGACAGUGGACCCAGCUCUUGAAGGACUUGAUAAUUAGGUGAUGAGCUGAAUCAGGUGUGAAUGGGAAAGAACACCAAAAUGAGCAGUGCAUCUCUGAACUGAGAACCACAGAAUUGUCUUUUGUCUGUGUUGAGGAUAGUUAUUCCUCUGUGUUCUUCAUAGGCUAGAACUAUGUUUUAUCCACACAGAAGACCUUGACACAUUACUGAGUGCAUUUCAUGUAUGCUCAAAGCUGAAAAUUCACUUAGAUAUCCAGUAAAAAUAUCAUUCCUGUAAAAAUCAGCCAAGUCAUUUACUCAGCAAUACUAUCGUCAGCAUUUAGAACAUACAUUUUAUUAUCUAAAUAUUUUUUACAUUUUGUCCUGUUAAAAAUGUUGAUGGACUAAUUUUACAUGUAAAAUGACAUUGAUGGGCUAAUUUUACAUGUAAAAACACUCAGUAUUGUUUAUAACUAUCCAAAAUUCCUGUUGAAUCAUGGCCUAUAAUACAAUGAAAUAAGAAAGUUUGUGGUGCUUUCUCUGGCAUUUUCAUUGUAUGCACAUGUGGUCUGCUCCAACUUAUAGUAAUGACAAACUCAUCAGCUUGUAAUAGAGUACAUUUAUACAGUAAAUUCACUAAUGUUUCACAUAUGCAAAAGGUGAUGGAAAAAAUAUUUAUUUAUGCAAUCAAUUUUUAGAGAAAAAAAAAUAACUGUGAUACUUGGGUUUAACUGAGGAUAAAUCAUAAUCAAAUACAAAUGUUAAUUUUGUAUUAGCGCAAACAAAGCAAUCAAAAUCAAUUCAAAUGUUAUGAAACAAAUUCAAAUUGUUAAAGUUGAUUUGUGAAAUUAAGAAUUAUAUAUCUCCAUUAAAUUGUAUGUACUUUUUCUAUCA
Molecule: messenger RNA, 3864 nt
Organism: Electrophorus electricus (electric eel)
Lineage: Eukaryota; Metazoa; Chordata; Actinopteri; Gymnotiformes; Gymnotidae
Gene: chst15b
Product: carbohydrate (N-acetylgalactosamine 4-sulfate 6-O) sulfotransferase 15b
Biological process (GO): hexose biosynthetic process
Molecular function (GO): N-acetylgalactosamine 4-sulfate 6-O-sulfotransferase activity
Source: RefSeq, a predicted model, not a curated record